Molecule: messenger RNA, 1956 nt
Organism: Pipistrellus nathusii (Nathusius's pipistrelle)
Lineage: Eukaryota; Metazoa; Chordata; Mammalia; Chiroptera; Vespertilionidae
Source: the annotation of a GenBank genome assembly
AUGGCUCCCAAGAAGCCGUUCUGCCUUCUCUCCCUGCUGCUGCUGCUCCUGACGCUACUGCUACCCCAGGCAGACACUCGGUCCUUCGUAAUAGAUCGGGAACACGAUACAUUCCUUCUGGACGGGGCUCCGUUCCGCUAUGUGUCUGGCAGUCUGCACUACUUUCGGGUACCUCGCGUGCUUUGGGCUGACCGGCUUUUCAAGAUGCAAAUGAGUGGCCUCAACGCAGUACAGCUUUAUGUACCCUGGAACUACCAUGAGCCAGAGCCUGGGGUCUAUAACUUUAAUGGCAGCCGGGAUCUCAUUGCAUUUCUGAAAGAGGCAUCUGUAGCGAACCUGUUGGUCAUACUGAGACCAGGACCUUACAUCUGUGCAGAGUGGGAGAUGGGGGGUCUCCCAGCCUGGUUGCUUCGUAAACCUAAUAUUCAUCUAAGAACUUCAGAUCCAGACUUCCUUGCUGCAGUGGACUCCUGGUUCAAGGUCUUGCUGCCCAAGAUACAUCCAUGGCUCUACCACAAUGGGGGCAACAUCAUUAGCAUUCAGGUGGAAAAUGAAUAUGGUAGCUAUCAAGCCUGCGACUUUGACUACAUGAAGCACCUGGCUGGACUCUUCCGUGCACUACUAGGAGAGGAGAUUUUGCUCUUCACUACAGAUGGGCCACAGGGACUCAAAUGUGGCUCCCUCAAGGGACUUUAUGCCACUGUAGACUUUGGCCCAGCUGACAACAUGACCAAAAUCUUUGCCCUGCAAAGGAAAUAUGAACCUCACGGGCCACUGGUGAACUCUGAGUACUACACAGGCUGGCUGGAUUACUGGGGCCAGAAUCACUCCACACGGUCCAUUAAAGAUGUAACCAGAGGACUAGAGAAAAUGCUGGAUAUGGGAGCCAGUGUGAACAUGUACAUGUUUCAUGGAGGUACCAACUUUGGAUACUGGAAUGGUGCUGAUGAGAAGGGACACUUCCUUCCAAUUACUACCAGCUAUGACUACGAUGCACCGAUAUCUGAAGCAGGGGAUGUCACAUUCAAGCUUUUUGCUCUUCGAGAUGUCAUCAGCCAGUUCCAGGAAAUUCCCUUGGGACCUUUACCUCCCCCCAGCCCCAAGAUGAUGCUUGGACCUUUGACCCUACACCCGGAUGGAUAUUUGCUAGAUUUCCUGCACUUACUGUGCCCCCAAGGGCCCAUCCAUUCAAUCUUGCCAAUGACUUUUGAAGCUGUCAAGCAGGACCGUGGUUUUAUGUUGUACCGGACCUAUCUAACUCAAACUGUUUUUGAGCCAACACAAUUCUGGGUGCCAAACAACGGAAUACAUGACCGUGCCUACGUGAUGGUGGAUGGGGUGUUUCAGGGUGUUUUGGAACGAAACACGAAACGAAAAGUAUUUUUGACGGGGAAAAUGGGGGCCAAACUGGAUGUCUUGCUGGAGAACAUGGGGAGGCUCAGUUUCGGGUCUAACUACAGUGACUUCAAGGGCCUAUUGCAGGCACCACUUCUGGGGCAAACAAUCCUUACCCAAUGGCUGAUAUUCCCUCUGAAAGUUGAUAAACUUGUAAAGAGGUGGUUUCCCCUCCAAUUGCUGAAAAACUCACGAACUCAAACUCCCUCUGGCCCCAUCUUCUAUUCCACAACGUUUCCAAUUUUAGACUCAGUCAAAGACACAUUUCUCUUUCUACCUGAAUGGACCAAGGGUCAAGUCUGGAUCAAUGGGUUUAACUUGGGCCGAUACUGGACAAAGAGAGGGCCACAACAGACCCUCUAUGUGCCAGGACCUUUGCUGUUUCCUGGGGGAGUUCUCAACAAAAUCACAUUGCUUGAACUAGAAAAUGUGCCUCCCCGACCCCAAAUCCAAUUUCUGGAUAGUCCUAUCCUCAAUAGCACCUUGCAUAAGACAUACAUCUAUUCCCUCUCAGCUGAUACACAAAGUAACUCUGAACCAAUGGAGUUAAGUGGGCACUGA